Ogataea philodendri is the source of this 684-nucleotide messenger RNA. RefSeq lists its product as uncharacterized. The transcript has a single exon. The coding region runs from base 1 to 684 and encodes 227 amino acids. The record is from RefSeq and is a predicted model, not a curated record. Lineage: Eukaryota; Fungi; Ascomycota; Pichiomycetes; Pichiales; Pichiaceae.
AUGGUUCAGGUACGUCACCAGGUCCUGGUGCUGAUAGUUUCCUGUCAUGGCGAUAAUUGGAGUGUCCAUAUCAAAGGAUCUGAUCACAGAGGUGGCAGAUGCUCCAUCGAGGUUGGGCAUGACAAUGUCCAUCAAAACGAGGUCGAACUUCACUUUUUCGAGCACGUUGAUCGCAGCCAGUCCGUCAGUGACAACCUCCACUGUGCAUCCGUACUUCAUGAGGAACUUGCUGCACAGUUGGAUACAAACAUCGUCGUCCUCCACCAGAAGAACAUGCAUACCGGAUCCCGGUGGCCUUCGGACAAUUCUGUUGUCUUGUUGUGGCUGUUGUUGCUGCGGUUGUGGCACUUUGGAUGCUUCUGGAGGGGAGAUGAACUGAUGAGAAUCCUGGGCUGGCUCAACGGACGUUUGAACAGGUCCGUUGGCAUGAGGGUUCUGUGUCUGAGAUUGUUGGUCGGCAAAGGGGAGGUUCAAAGGAGGCAGGUCAACUCCUAUUUGACUCAACGACUUGGCAAUGAUACUGAUCGACCUGGAAUACGACUCGUUUAUAGACUUGGAGGUGAGGAAACUCGAAACCAUGGUGUUGUACUUUGUGUUCAAUAUGUUGAGGUCAUCGUGCAGCUUCUGCACGGUCUCGGUAAGCGACUGGUUCUGCUUCUCAAGAAACCCGAAAUUGUCCUGUAA